Molecule: messenger RNA, 1988 nt
Organism: Chilo suppressalis (striped riceborer)
Lineage: Eukaryota; Metazoa; Arthropoda; Insecta; Lepidoptera; Crambidae
Source: the annotation of a GenBank genome assembly
GACAUUGACUGACAUUUAGAUUUCAGCGAACUACCACUUCAAAAUCUUACCUUUAGAAAAUAAUUUAGUAAAUAUUCAAUAAAAAACGGCUAAUAAUAUAAAUAACACUAAAAAGUUGGUUUGGUUGAUGACAACUUGACAAGGUCAAAAUUGUGCACUAAGUUAUUGUUUACGUGAAUUAGACGAGACGUUUAGUGUGUGUGAGCACUUUUCCGUGGUACCGUGCCGUGCAUUAUGAAAAUAAACGAGAAGAAUUUAUCAGCUUUCGCGUCGUCCGCGACUCCGGUAGAUCGCGACGGAUGGCUCGACAUGCGAGGCGAAAUUGGAAAAAGCUACCAGAAGCGGUGGUUCACACUAAAAGGGAAUCUUUUGUUCUAUUUCGACAAAAAAGGUGAUAAGGAACCAGUCGGAGUUAUUAUCCUGGAAGGAUGCACUAUAGAACUGACUGAAGAAGAAGCAUAUAGUUUCAAGAUAGUGUUCCAAUGUGAAGGAGGCCGCACAUACUUCUUGUGUACUAACUCGCAAGCCUCAAUGGAGGCCUGGAUGAAAGCACUUGCAUGUGCCAGUUACGACUACAUGAAGCUCAUGGUUGGUGAACUGCAAAGGCAGCUGGAUGAAGCACAAGCUGAAGCAGCUGCAGAAGCAGCAGCUCUGGUAACCAUCACACCACCUGAGGAAGAACCAAAGGUGCCUCCGAGGGGCCAGCGGUACAACCCCUUCAACAGAGGACUUGAAGGAAGUGAAAGUAAAACUGUUCAGGGCAGUCGACAUCACAAAGAGAACUUCAGACCAGAGGUGGCCCGCAAAAAGGUGCCUUUCCGCGACAUUCACACAUCGUACGGACGAAAGAUACUGGCGGAUCGAAACGAGUGGCGCACCAAGCUCGCCAAACAGAAGACAACCACUGAUCAACCACUCAUAGAGUUAUAAGCGGGGAAGUGACAAAGGUUUAUGAAUGUUUACCAAGAUUGUAAAAUAAUGUAUCAAACAAAAGUGAGAAACUUACUGUAAACAACUAAAUCGUGAUUGAUUUGUGCCCGACCUUGUUUCGGAGUCAGACAUUGACAUGUACUAGUAUGGCGGAUUGUUUAAAAUUAUGUAUCAAACAAAAGUGAGAAACUUACUGUAAACAACUAAAACAUGAUUGAUUUGUGCCCGACCUUGUUUCGGAGUCGGACAUUGACAUGUACUAGUAUGGCGGAUUGUUUCCGAAACUCGAUGACGCUUGAUGACUAUUUUGCAUAUGGCAAAGUGAGAUACCAGAAAUUGGCUUACCAUUUAAAUAACAAUAAUAAAUUAUUAAUAAAGAAUAAGAGUCAGCGGAUGUGGUACUAGUCAGCGAUUGUCGUAAGGUUGAUAUGAUGAAGAUUCUUGAGCUAUAAUGUCUGUGUAGCAUUAUACCGGUGUACCUCAGGGAAGUGCCCUCAGUCCGACACUAUAAACGACCUAACAAAUAUUAACAUUGGGAGAGGCAAAGUAUUUUCCUAUGCCGACGAUACUGCGAUCGUGUUUUCGGAGUCGUCGUGGAAAUCAGUAUUUGAGGUAGCCACAAAAAUUUCUAAAUGGCUAAAAAAGGACCUCCUUACUUUGAACAAUAACAAAAACUACAUGUGUUUUUCUAUAAACAACAGAACACAACCUCAAAAUGAUUUAUCGGUGAAAAUACAUGAAUGUGACGGUCAAGACUAUUCCACUUGUAUGUGUACUCAGCUCCAGAAGGUUUCUACCAAUAAAAAAUAAUUGUGAGUUACACUAAACCACAAACUAUUGUGUCGUCCUCAAAUUGAGAAUGAGACAGUACGCAAACUUACCUUAUUAGUGCAAUUUGUUCUAUAGUAUUCUAUUUCUACCUUAUAUUUAUUUUGGUAAAAUGGAACGCGCCCGUUUCACUUGUCAAAUUGUAUCAGCUGGUUUUUAAAUUAUCAAUACUAGGUUUUUCGUGUUAUUUCUGUUUAAAAAAUUAUGAUUUCAAAUGGGACUAAGGCCUG